UAUAUAUAUAUAUAUAUAUAUAUAUGAUUUGAACAAUAUGUUAGUUCAUCAAAUUUGUAAAGAUGAAAGGUGUUGGCGCAAAAAAUGCAAAAUUUGACACAGUAAAAAAUAAGAUUAGGUCGGUUCAUUGAAAGAGAAGAAAACCGGGUUGGUUAAACCAACGGUCGAUUCGGCUUCAACCGACCACCGACCACCGAUCGCCCCUCCAAAUGCCUAAACAAACUUCAAAUUAUCCCCAUCUCUCACUCUCUCCGCCGCUUCUUCUUCUUAUUGCCGCCGGCUCCUCGUCAGUUCAGCUACUCCACUGUAUUCUUUCUUCGUUAGGUGCUGCCACUGCCGUCUGACUUCCAAGCGUUCCGCCAUCUUCUGAUCAUUAAUUCCGUGACCUUUUUUUUAUUAUUAUUUGAAUUAGGGUUUAUAAAUUGCCACCCAAACGGACCUAUUUUUGGAUUGUUCCUGAACCAUAUCUGUAGUCGUUCGUUUCCCUCACUAUUUUCUCUCUCAAAGUGUUACCUUUUCAUUCCUCGCCCACCGCCUUGCUAUUUCUCUUCGGCAGUAUUUCAUUAUUUCUUUAUAUUUCAGCUUCUUCGUCUAUGAUUGAUUUGUGGGAUGAUAGUUUGUUUCAAUUCGCUUUAUCGAACAUAAUCGGGAAAUUGGGGGUGAAAUGUAAAAUUGCUCUUAAGUAAUUUUCUUUCGUUCUUUUAACCUAAAACAAAAAAGAAUAAAAAAAGAAUAAAAAAAUCCCCAUUCGUUCCUUUCUUCUUCUCCUUGCACAAAGUGAUUUUUUUUUUCUUGAACUUUCCCGCUUCCACUUUGAUUUAUUCUCCUCUACUCCUCCAGUGUCGUAUUCAUUGUAGUUUGAAUACAGUUUCAGUGCCGUAUUCAUCCUCUUCAAUUUUUUGUUGGGAUAUCGGAGCAGUCAAAACCUCCUUGCGGCUUUUUCAUAUCUCAAUAGGCUUUAGUUAUGACAUCGAUUGACGAGCCCAUGUACAAGAUUAAACCUUCCCAUCAUUUCCAGGCUCUAGUAAGUUGUUUGUCUCAUUUAGAAAAUACAAUACGUAAUAUUAAAGCCAAACUCAACCCGAAUCAGUUAGCCUUAUUUAGGAAAACAAAGCUUGGCCACUUUUUGGAUCUAAAUAUUGUCUUUAAUGGGCCACUCAUCCACUACUUAUUGUUAAGGGAGGUGAAAGAGGAAGAGAAGGAUCAUAUAAGUUUCUUGCUGGGAAGUGUUGUGUGUACUUUUGGUAGGAGGGAGUUUAACAUCGUAACGGGUCUAUGGGGUCCCGAAAAGGAGGACCCCGAAAAGGAGUCUAUUCAACCUGUUGGGAAUAGUAGAUUGUUGGAGAAAUUCUUCAAAGACAAAAAGUCUAUUUAUGUAAGAGAGUUAGAGGACACAUUUUUGGAAUAUGGAGGUGAUGACGAUGAUAUGGUCAAAUUAGCUUUGGUGUACUUUAUAGAGUUAUCAUUAUUAGGAAAAGAUAGGAGAACCAAAGUGAACCGAAACUUUUUAAAGAUUGCUGAAGACUGGAACACGUUUGACAAUUAUGAUUGGGGCGAGAUUGUUUUCAGACGUACACUUAAUGCUUUAAAAAGAGCCUUGGACAUGCAAUAUGUCAAGGGAAAGAAGGUCUUUAAGAAAAAAUAUACUAUCUUGGGAUUUCCACAUGCAUUACAGGUUUGGGCAUAUGAGUCUAUAUCAACCAUCAUUGGAUGUGGUGUAGAGAAAAUAAACGAUGAUGUCAUACCACGAAUGCUGAGGUGGGUAUGCCAACAAUCAUCGAAGUCUUAUACUAUACAGAGUCAGGUGUUUGACUCGCCAAUGUUGAUAAUUAAGGCAGUUAUUGAGAUGACACCUGAAGAAGAGCAGUUGAGAAUUAGUUCAAGUGAACUUUUUGACAAACUCCACUCAUCUAACAUUGUUCAUAUGAAGAACGGUGGUUCAAAAAGAGGAAGAGAAGUUAGUAAUGACGGAGGUGACUUAAAAAAAAGUAAGAAACAAAAGUUGAAAUCUAAGAUGAAAGAGGUUAUUCGGAAUCUCGAGGAUCGAGUAACGGUUGUUGAAAGUCAAAUUACAAGUCUAAAAUCAGAUAUUGAAGAAUUGAAAGGCAUGAUGUUCAACAUAUUGGAACACAUUGGACUUAAAAAAAAGGAUAAUGAAGGCGAUCGCAUGAGGUUUGAAGGCUCAGUAGAUCAUACACUACAAAAUGAAGAAGUUGAUGCCCAAGUCCAAGAUGUUAACACAACCGGUACCCCUCCUUGGUUGAGGAUACCAAAGAAGGAUGACAACAAUAAUACGGUGAAGGUGGGUGACGAGCACCAAAUGAAUGCAUUGGGCAAUGAGGUUCAUAUUGAGUUAGAGAACUCCUCAGUACUUGUAAAGCUUUCUUCGAAUCAAUCACUUCAAUUUGCCUUCAACAUUCGGCCAGAGAAUUUGUAGUGGACUUUAGCUUUUUCUUUGCAAUCUUUGGUAGGAGCAUCUCUGUUGUGGGAUGUCAAACGAUUUGUUGUUCAUCUCAAAUUGUUUUUUCUUUGUAAUCUUUUUUAGGAGCAUCUCUGUUGUGGGAUGUCAAACAAUUUAUUGUUAUUUCAACUGACUCCCAUGUAAAAGUAUCAUCUUUUGAAUCAUGACUUAUAUGACCUAUAUAGCCAAAGUGGUUCUUAUUAUGUUA
Messenger RNA from Cucumis sativus (cucumber), 2669 nucleotides. RefSeq lists its product as uncharacterized. The transcript has 5 exons. The record is from RefSeq and is a predicted model, not a curated record. The coding region runs from base 965 to 2437 and encodes 490 amino acids. Lineage: Eukaryota; Viridiplantae; Streptophyta; Magnoliopsida; Cucurbitales; Cucurbitaceae.